This is a messenger RNA of Colletotrichum higginsianum IMI 349063, 4092 nucleotides long. Its product is annotated as Hsp90-like protein. Gene Ontology annotation, molecular function: phosphorelay sensor kinase activity. NCBI's taxonomy places the organism in Eukaryota, Fungi, Ascomycota, Sordariomycetes, Glomerellales, Glomerellaceae. Bases 1 to 4092 code for a protein of 1363 amino acids. The transcript has a single exon. Gene Ontology annotation, biological process: phosphorelay signal transduction system; phosphorylation. The record is from RefSeq and is a predicted model, not a curated record.
AUGCAUCCUCCCCCGCUCCUCGGUGUGGGCGUCGUUGACCUGCUCGAGUCCGACCCUCGACCGACAUUCGUCGUGGCGCUUCAAGCCUCGCUCGAGGACCCUGCCCACGCCGAGGUCGUCUACAGCAACCCGGCCCUCGAAAGAAAGCCAGCCCUUUCCGACGUCCUCGUGUCUCUCUCGAGCCGCGACCACACGAGGUUCAGGGAUUGGAUCACCGCCCAGGACGCUAACCCCUCUCACUCCUUUCAGUACAGCCACCAUCUCUGGACUCGGAACACCGUGCUCUCCAAAUGGGUCGUUGUGAGCUCCAACGACUUCUCGAUCUCGUCAGAGCCGCUGAAGAAGACACGUCUUGAUGCGUCGAGGGGGAGAGAAACCGGCAGCGGGAUCUUGCAUCCGCGUAUUUCGACUGUCCCAUCCAUGUCUUCGCCAGAGUUCUUGGAAGAGGCUGAUUCGCCUAACCCUCGAAUCGUUCGAGCGGCCACCGAGCCGCCCUUGGUCUUGCCAGAGUUCAUGCCGGAUCAGGAGCCUUUUCUCGACAUGGUCGACAGCAUAGACUGGAGUGCAACUCCUCUGGGGCCCAUGGACCGAUGGCCAUCCCUGCUCCAUCAGUCGUACAGCCAGAUUUUGUGCAACUCCCAGCCUACCGCCAUCUAUUGGGGCAGCAAGUUCACCACAGUAUACAACGAGGCCUAUGGGGAGAUGAUUGGAGCCCGUCACCCCGACCUGAUGGGCCAUUCCGUAACCGAGGUGUUCCCCGAGAUUGCAGAUCAACUCACAGAUAUGAUGAAAAAUCCCGGACAGAGCCGGCGGGCUAACAACGAAGAGGUUUUUCGGUUUUUUGUCAAGCAGCGCGACAGUCCGCCCCUGGAGACAUACCUGAAAUGGUCCAUUGUUCCUGUUGUGCAAAAUAACGAAUGCCUCGGCUUCAUCCACCUGAUAUCAGACACGACGCUAUACCACCUGUUCCGCCGACGGAUCCAGAUGCUUGUGGAUAUGGGCGAGGAGCUGGGCACCGCCAAAGACGUCAAGUCGUACUGGAGCAAGCUGAUCGAAGAGCUUUCGGAAUGCGAUCCUGCAUAUGACAUACCGCUCGCCAUGUUGUACUCGAUCGCCUGCGACGGUUCAUCGGACUCGGAAAGCGAGCCGCGACACGAGUGUAACCAUGUUUGUCGCCUGGAGGGCGCCCUCGGGGUUCCGGGAAAUCAUCCCAUCAUGCCUGAAACCCUUCGACUUAAGGAAACCGACGCAGGCCUGGCGCCACAGUUCCGAGCCGCCCUGCGCAGUCAGGGACCGCUGAUAAUCAGCACAUCAGACGGCAGUCUAUCAAAAGAGCUACUGGAUGGCUUGCAGUGGCCUGGUUUUGGCGAUGCCUGCGAGGCCGCCAUCGUCCUGCCCAUCCGACCCACGAAGGAGGAGGAGGUUAUGGGGCUCCUGGUGUUGGGCCUCAAUCCUCGACGGCCAUAUGACGAUGCCUACACUCUCUACAUCCAACUCCUUGCACAGAAGCUGGCAACAUCGCUGGCAUGCACGGUCUUGCUGGAAGAAGAAAGGCGCCGGGGAAGAAAUGCAGCUGAACAAGCUGCCUACGACCAGGCCAUGCUGAAGGAAAAGCUUGCAUAUCAGACAAAGGAAGCAACGGAGUACACACGGCUGUUCCAGUCGGUUUCCGACUUCAUACCUAACGGUUUCUCGAUUGGUGAUCACCAGGGAAACAUCACCUUUGCCAACAGCCUUUGGUACCGUAUAACAGGAUAUCCUGAUGCCAACGCUAAGGACAGAGGCUCUUUCUCUUGCGUGUUGGAGGCAGAUCGAGAGAAGAUCCGUGAGGCGUACAAGGAGCUGCGGACAGAGGAUGAGGUUGAGUUCGAGUUCCGUGUGCGAGGGACUGAACAUACCAAUAACAUGUUAGCACGGAGAUCCCCCUUCAAAGCCGACUUGUAUGGCGACCUGGAUGAUGACAUGGAGCGACAUGUCAUGGCGCAGGCCAGGGCAGAACGAGCAACGGAUGGGACCAUCAUUCGAACUUUUACUUGCCUUACUGAUAUCACCGCCCACAAGCGGACUGCCGAUGAAGCCACUCGAAGAGCCCAACAAGCGGAGAAUCUGAAGAGAAUGGCCGAGCUUGCCACUGUCGGGAUGUUUGACAUGGAUACCGGAGGACGCCUUCUCGGCGCAAACAACGUCUUUUUCGAAUUGUGUGGGAUAAACAAGGUGGACCCAAUGCAGCACGAGGUACGGCCGUGGGAGAUCUCAGUGGUCCAGGACGACCUUCCAAAUUUGAGUGAGAGCGUGACCCGGCUAGUGUCGGAGAAGAAGCCUCAGACGGCCGAGAUUCGUCUCAAGACCACAUGGACGGCCGAAGACGCUGGAGGGAACCAGAUCACAGCGCCGAGAUGGGUGAACGCGACACUGAUGCCGGUCUGCAACUCGGAUGGCAUCGUCCAAUCGUUCACUGGCUGUGUCAGCGACGUCUCGUUACAGAAAUGGCAACUCGAACUGGAGACUCAGCGGACCGAGGAAGCGAUCGACUCGAAGCGGCAACAGGACAACUUCAUCGACAUGACGUCUCACGAGAUGCGCAAUCCGCUCAGCGCCAUUGUUCAUUGCUCCGAUGCCAUAAUUGCCUCUCUCGCGAGAUGCGAGGAGCUUGUCAAUCAGCCACCCGGUCCGAAGAUCCCCACAGCAACCGAGGAGAACGGCGACAGACAUUUCGACGUGAAGCAGCUCCUCUCGGAUAGCAUCGAGAACGCCGAGACCAUUGUUGCUUGUGCGCAACACCAGAAAAGGAUCGUGGACGACAUUCUGACCAUGUCCAAGCUGGACUCGAAGCUCUUGGCCGUCACUCCCUGUACGGUCGACCCGGUGCAAAUUGGGGAAGAAGCCAUCAAGAUGUUCGAUGUGGAGGCACGCCGCGUCGACAUUGAUCUGAAGAUGACUGUCGACAAGUCAUACAAGGAACUUGGGCACGUCUAUCUCGACCUCGACCCGUCUCGCGUCAAGCAGGUGCUCAUCAACCUGCUCACUAACGCGCUCAAAUUCACAAAAUCGGGAUCCAUCAGAAAUGUCUCAGUCUGCAUGAAGGCGUCCCGAGAACGGCCGACGGACGAGACAUCUCCAGUAACGUUCAUCCCCCGAUCCUGCAAGGAGGAGUCGGAGUAUGAGCAGCCUGCCCUCGACAGCCGCACGGAUCCGGUAUACAUCAUGUUCGAGGUCAAGGACACUGGCCAGGGUCUGUCCGAAGACGAGAAGUCCAACCUCUUCAAUCGGUUCGUGCAGGCGAGCUCGCGGACCCAUGUCAAGUACGGCGGUUCGGGGCUCGGGCUAUUCAUUUCGCGGCGGUUGACGGAGCUGCAAAAGGGAGCCAUCGGCGUGUCCAGCUUGCCAGGAGUGGGAUCCACAUUCGCCUUCUUCAUCGAGGCAUACGUGCCGACGGAAGCGUCACGGAGGGAAGCCGAGUCUGCGGCCGCGGCCGCAAGGAUGACGACUCUGGCCACAGCGGCCAACACCCCACUCACCGUCCCCCGUGCCAGGCCCCCCACGAACGAGCAAAGGACACCUAGCUCGCGGCCAAAGCUCAAGAGUCACGACAGCCGACUUGACGGCAUCCUUGUCGUGGAGGACAACCUAAUUAACCAGCAAAUCACUCGCCGAGGCCUCCAGGAUAGGGGGUACACCGUCGACGUGGCCAAUCACGGAAUCGAGGCCCUGGAGAGGCUCAUGCAGUCCAUGGCUCUGCAGCGCCACGAGGAGCAGGAGUACUUUACCCACAGCACGUCGAAUUCUCGGGGCCCCCCCGUGAGUAUCAACAUGAUACUCAUGGACAUUGAAAUGCCGGUACAGGACGGUCUGACUUGCACACGGCGGAUCCGAGAACUGGAGCGCGAGGGGAGAGUGUUUUGUGGCAGCGGCGGAAGAAUUCCCAUCAUCGCCGUCAGCGCCAACGCGAGGCCAGAGCAGAUGCAAGACGCCAAGAACGCGGGGUGCGACGACGUGCUUGUCAAGCCCUAUCGGAUGCCAGAGCUCAUCGAGAAGAUGCAAGUGGUGGUCCGGCGGAUGGGAGGUAUCCCACUCGGCUCGCCUGUGCUGUAA